GUGGGACGCUGCUUUUUGGGCGAUCCUUCCUUGUGUUGAAGGGCGACCCAUACUCACGCCAAGUACAGCCACAACGAACCCCAAAGCUCGCACCAGUCACUCGCACUGUAACCACCGAGGCCAAGGCCGAGGCGUGGAAGCAGGCGAGGAGGCAGUGCUUGCUUCUCUUUGCGGCGUAAAGAUCUCCAAAGCAUCAGCAAUAAUAGUGACGGCAAACGGCUCGAUCCUUUUCCACUUCUCCAGCAUUCACUCACCAUGGUGAGCGACGUUGAGAAUGAGGACCAGCACUCUCCCGGUGCCUGCGACGUGUGUGGAACCACAUCCGCCGCGCUGCGCUGUGAGGCCUGUCGCCUCGACUUGUGCGUGUCCUGCUCGCGUACGCGCCACCGCAGCAGUCUCCACUUGACCACGGGUCGCUUCCGCUUCUAUCGUCAAGAAGGAGACGACCAAGAGGACGACUCACCGUCCACAGCGUCACCGCCCAGUUCGCCCGCGGCCGAAGAGCUGCGUAGCUCGUCUGAGACGACAACUAGUGACGCGCUCUGGGGCUUCGACGAUGCGUUGGCAGAGUCGAUACGCGCACUAACGUUCGCUACUGAUGAAGAGCCCAGCGUCGAAUCUACUGCACCUAAAUCAACAACUACUACUACUACGACUAUUGAGAGGCGACCGCGUAGCUUCUCAGACUACGUGGCGUUGGGCGACGGCGAGCGCUGGCGAGCACAGGGCGAACUCAGUGAGCUCUGGGACGCCAUGCGGACGAACUUCGCCUCGCGCCACGUGGUCGUGCGCUGCGGUGCCGGCGUCUGGGACGCGCUGGAUGUGCGUCGCGUCGUGGACCGCCUGAACAACUUUGGCAGUGUGGCUAGCACACGGCGCGAGUUGACUGCAGGAGGUUUGCUCUUUUGCACCUUCUUCGAUCUUACGAGCGCAGUGGCAGCAGUUGACCGCUGGCGCGCCGAUACCGACAUCAUCAGCUAUUGCCUGCCCUACGAACUUCCGGACGACGUCAACUCGGCGACACUGCUCGUACGCUUCGCCCUCGGUGGGUCGACUGCCGCCGAGCUACAUCAUGUAUGUACAUGUUUCGGUCAGGUGGCCAGCGUCUUGCAGCCUGAUCCACAAGUAGCCAAGUUCAUCGUUGAGUACAGCGACUCGCGUGCACUACCCGGUGCACUUAACGGCCUGCCACACGCAUUCCACGCCACUGGGCCACUGACUGUGGCUCGCACUACACCUCCAACGUUGGAUGUUUCCAAGCUCAAACUCUUCCAGGAGUGUCUGAAUCGAGCAGCAGCCACACACCCACGAAUAACUCGGACUCGCCCCAAGAGCUUCUCGUCUAGCAGCACGUCGCUUCUGACGUCGCCUACAUCGUCCGUCGCGUCAUCGCUCAACGCGUCCUUCCUCGAAGGUGCUGGCAACAACAGCCCCAUGGCAUCCACCACGGCGGCCACGUAUCCAGGAGAACUCACGUCCCCAGUGCUGAUGCCUCAGGAAGAGCAGCAGAUCUGGGCGAGGCCAGCGCCUCGAGCCCGGAGCAACUCGUCCUCAUCGUAUCUUGGCGGCUCGUUGUCGUCCAGCAGCUUUGGCGAUUCGGCGUAUUCCAACGGGUUUACACUCCCGUCGUCCAGCAGCAUCAGCACGUUGUCGAGUCGCGGUAAUGGAUAUUCGUCGUUCCAGGCCGGCAACCAGAUAUCUACAGACCCACAGCAGCAUUCUUACUACGAUUUUCGAGCACGACAGCGUAUUCCAGCCAAGUUUGCGUCCAUGAGAAGCAGUUUCAGCAACAACGACCAUUUUUUCCGGUCCAAUGCUGGGGCCAGUGGUGGCCACGCUGGUGCUCAUGGUAGCAGCUCCACAGGACGUCCCAGCACUGGACGAAACGAUCAAGGUACCGGCGAAUUCAGCUUGUCGAUCGAGAAGGUAGCGUCGGGUGAGGAUAAACGAACAACGUUGAUGAUCCGCAACAUCCCCAACAAGUACACGCAGCAGAUGCUGCUCUCGGAGAUCAAUCGCAAUCAUCGUGGCAACUACGACUUUUUCUACCUGCCCAUCGACUUCAAGAACAAGUGCAACAUGGGUUACGCCUUCAUCAACUUUAUUGAGGCGGCGCACAUUGAAGCGUUCCACAAGGAAUUCGACGGCCAGAAGUGGACCAAUUUCAACAGCGAGAAGGUCUGCGCCAUCUCGUACGCGCGACUACAGGGCAAGCAGGCGAUGAUCGCUCGAUUCCAGAACUCGAGUCUACUGGACAAGCACGAAUCCUAUCGUCCGCUGGUCUUCGGGAGUUCUGGGUCGAAUCGAGGCAAACCGGAGCCGUUCCCAGCCCCCAAGCAAAUCGUUCACAAGAAACAGUCAGUGCACUCUCCUCAUUUUACAGCGGACGACUAUGGCAGCUACGUAGCCCAUCGAAUGUAUGCGCAGCAGCCACCACAGCAGCAGCAGAUGCAGCAACAACAUUCACUUGCUGUGUAUCCCCAGCAACUCGUGGGGAUGCCUCAACAUGCCAUGCCUCCUCUUCCGACACCCCACUUCGGCAUGCAGGCACUGCCGUUGCAGUAUAUCCCCUCGUACCAGCAGAACGACCCUCAAUUGGCGUCGCCAUUUUUGUAUGGGGUGGCAGGGAUGCCGUCGACUACGCUGGACUACACGACGUGAAGAGCAAACGUGUCCUGCUUUGGCGAUCGACUCAAGCUCCUGCCUACCUUCGUAUUAUUUUGUUGAGCGCUCGUGUACUCUUGUUUCCCUUUUUUGGCUUGCUGGUUUUUGAUACCUGCUCACUGUGUACUUUGAUUAGCUGACUUUUUAGUUCGAUUAACUACCUCGGAAAUACAGCAAACUAACACCGUGAACAGAUCAAUGCAAUGCAAAUAAAGAGCACGCAACAUCCUCCCCCCAACCAGCUCAGCUCACGUCGCGAAGAGGAACCGCAGAUCUUCCUCGGUAAGACGACAGAUAGCACUCACGUUGGCUCCGACAGUGCCUUCGAAGAUCAGCCGCUUCUUCUCUUGAAGCUUGAGAAUGCGUUCCUCGACGGUG
Phytophthora nicotianae INRA-310 is the source of this 3042-nucleotide messenger RNA. RefSeq lists its product as hypothetical. NCBI's taxonomy places the organism in Eukaryota, Oomycota, Peronosporomycetes, Peronosporales, Peronosporaceae. Gene Ontology annotation, molecular function: zinc ion binding; RNA binding. The transcript has 2 exons. Bases 256 to 2661 code for a protein of 801 amino acids. The record is from RefSeq and is a predicted model, not a curated record.